Dufourea novaeangliae is the source of this 333-nucleotide messenger RNA. RefSeq lists its product as uncharacterized. Bases 1 to 333 code for a protein of 110 amino acids. The record is from RefSeq and is a predicted model, not a curated record. The transcript has 2 exons. NCBI's taxonomy places the organism in Eukaryota, Metazoa, Arthropoda, Insecta, Hymenoptera, Halictidae.
AUGGGGGUGCCGGAUGUGGAGCAGGCUAAGAGACGACUUCAGGAUAUUCUUCGGAAAGCCCAGAAGCUCGAGAUACCGCCGCAAGAAGUGAUCUCCACGAGGACCGCCCAGAAGCUUCUUGCCAGGACGCGGAACGUCCUGGCAUGGACGAUCUGGAUCACUGUUUUUCUCGUGCUGCUCAGCGGGGUCGUCUAUGCACGGUGGCCAACAAGGCAGGAAGUCGAGACCAUUAGGACUGUCCUCAGGCGAACGUGCUCCGGCGCAACAUCGGGAGAAUUUUCGGAACGCGUGGCGGCUCUUCUGCAGUCCUCCUCCACUCAAGACGACUGCUAG